CUGGGUGCCGCGCAUGAAGGCGACGAACAAGGAGUACGGUCAGGAAAACAACGCGCUGAUCGCCCGGGACGAGACGCGCGUGUAUCCCAAGCUGUGCGAGGCCUGCGCGAUAGGGGGCGACGUGUUGGCGAGACUGUCCGAGGAGAUGGACGAGGCCCCCACGGUAGUGGCCAGGCUUGCCAAUUACCCGGACGACGCGGCGAGUUUCGGGCGGGUGAAAGCCGCCGCGAAGGAAGGGACGCACAAAUUAUCAGGGUUGUACCGAUACGUAGACUGGAGUAUCGGCCUGGCGCUUACGACGAAAGAGCUGUAGUUGGUGACCGACUUUUACGUAAGAUUGUUCUCGAGUUUCAUCAUCGGGCUUACAAUCUGCCGCGAGCUGCGGGACGUGUAGCUGUGCGAAUUCGCGUUGGAGCGCGGGGAGAGGACAGCCGCAGCGCAGAACAAACAACUUCUCGCUGCUGGAAAAGACCAUAAAGAACUCACCUCCAGACUGGACAAGAAGGCCAAGGCAGCGUUUUGGCUUCUGCGUGCGAUUGGGUUUAUGCGGCGGUUUUGCCUGGUGCCGAUCAUAGUACUGGCCGUGCCGCUUUUAAUGAUUUUCCGCGGGCGCGACGCACUUUUUAUCUGCCUGAACUCGUUUGCGGUGCUCUUUGUAUAUAUGAAUUGGAAAUUGACAAUUACGCGUACGACUACGGAGUCGCGGAAUUUAGAGUCGGCGUUCGAGGUAACGGGCCACAUGGUGCUCACGGACAAGGAACUCGCUCGCAUCUACCGUCGGAAGGUGUGCUGCCUGUUCGCCACGCCGAUCUCGAUGGCGUGCGUGAUCGCAGGCGCGAUCAGCCAGGUGUGGUUCUGGCUCUUUUUCGGCAUCGUGUGCUCAUCGCCGAUCGCCGCGUUCGUCUUCGUAGAGGAUUUGUGGAACCUUGUUGUCGCGCCUUCGCAGAGUGGCAAGCAGAAGACGUCGCCGUCUGCCAAUGUGGCUAACGGUUGUCAGGACUCAGGGGCAGCGCCGCCAGCCCUGGAAGGACCGAAUGAAAACGAAAAGCACGUGAAAGAGACUUGGGACAAGCGCGACAUCGUUUAGCUGCUCGCGCUCUGCGCCUUCCGCAUGAUAUUCACAAUGGGGACCGCGAUGGGCUCGAAUUACAGGCACUGAACUGAUUAAAGCCCGAAUACGUCCCGAAGCAUCGAAUAAACGAGAAUUUCUGGGGAGCUGUGGUCUUUCCGAGGACCUAACCUUGGGUAAUUUUCCAGCUUUGUACUCCCACUUUUUUUAUUGCAGGCCGGCAUAGAUGAGUUCGAUACGAUCGACUCUUUGAGCGAUCGCCUGAACGAUCCCUCCACGGGUUUCGUGAAGGCUUGGCGCAGCUUUUACUUCAAGAGUAUCAUGAACAACAAAGAGCAAGAGGAAUCGCGAUGGGAAUGCUAGCGAAAAAGGGGUGGGAGCCUCUGGACUUCGGUGGGAUGGGGGACUUACCCAAAAUUGAGACCGGCCUUCACAAGCGCAGAGUGUGCCACCCCAGACACUUAGAGUUUAACGGCCCAAUCAUCCUUGAUUCUAAUUCUCUUUGAAGAUGCUGAGUGAAGCACG
Molecule: messenger RNA, 1594 nt
Organism: Amoebophrya sp. A25
Lineage: Eukaryota; Dinophyceae; Syndiniales; Amoebophryaceae
Source: the annotation of a GenBank genome assembly